Molecule: messenger RNA, 2665 nt
Organism: Notothenia coriiceps (black rockcod)
Lineage: Eukaryota; Metazoa; Chordata; Actinopteri; Perciformes; Nototheniidae
Product: latrophilin-3-like
Exons: 14
Biological process (GO): G protein-coupled receptor signaling pathway
Cellular component (GO): membrane
Molecular function (GO): carbohydrate binding; G protein-coupled receptor activity
Source: RefSeq, a predicted model, not a curated record
GGCCGUGCCCCUAUCCCUAUGGCAGUGGUGCGGAGGGAGCUGUCAUGUGAGUCUUACCCCAUCGAGCUGCGCUGCCCCGGCACUGACGUCAUCAUGAUCGAGAGCGCCAACUACGGCCGCACCGAUGACAAGAUCUGCGACUCAGACCCCGCCCAGAUGGAGAACACUCGCUGUUACCUGCCUGAUGCAUACAAAAUCAUGUCACUCAGAUGCAACAACCGUACCCAGUGUGCGGUGGUGGCUGGGCCAGAUGUUUUCCCUGACCCCUGCCCUGGCACAUACAAAUAUUUGGAAGUCCAAUAUGAGUGCGUCCCAUACAAAGUUGAACAAAAAGUAUUUCUCUGCCCUGGCAUUCUGCGAGGAGUGUACCAGAGUGAACAUCUCUUCGAAUCAGAUCACCAGUCCGGUGCGUGGUGCAAAGACCCACUGCAGGCCUCAGACAAGAUCUACUACAUGCCCUGGACCCCAUACCGCACUGACACACUGACAGAGUACUCGUCAAAGGAGGACUUCAUAGCAGGACGUCCCACCACCACCUACAAACUCCCACACCGUGUGGACGGGACUGGUUUUGUAGUCUAUGACGGUGCUCUGUUCUUCAACAAGGAGCGCACACGCAACAUUGUAAAGUUUGACCUGCGCACUCGCAUCAAGAGUGGUGAGGCCAUCAUUGCCAAUGCCAACUACCACGACACCUCACCAUACCGCUGGGGGGGAAAGUCGGACAUUGACCUAGCAGUGGACGAGAACGGGCUGUGGGUGAUCUAUGCAACAGAGCAGAACAACGGGCGAAUCGUGGUGAGCCAGCUCAACCCCUACACCCUGCGUAUCGAAGGUUCCUGGGACUCAACGUAUGACAAACGCUCCGCCUCCAAUGCGUUCAUGAUCUGCGGAGUCCUGUACGUGGUCAAAACGGUCUACGAAGAUGACGACAAUGAAGGGACUGGAAACAAAAUCGACUACAUGUACAACACUGAUAAGAGCAAGGAGAUGACGGUCAACAUACCAUUCCCCAAUUCCUACCAGUACAUCGCCGCAGUGGAUUACAACCCGAGAGACAACCUGCUGUACGUGUGGAAUAACUACCACGUGGUCAAGUACUCGCUGGACUUCGGCAACAAUGACUAUCGCCCACCUCCCAUUAUGCCUCCAAACCGAGGAGGAGGAGGAGGAGGCGGAGGCGGAGGGGGUCCAGUUGUAGGCGGAGGUUCCUCCUCUUCAUCAACCAGCCGCACCACCACCACUCGUUCUCCUCCCUACUUCACCACCCCCCGGCCUCUCCUCACCAUCUCCCCUGGCCAGCGCUGGAGGACCACCACCACGGUUCGUCAGCCAAUCCCGGUUCCCGCCGGUGGUUCAGCAUCCGACACCAACCAGAUUCCCGACACCAACCAGAAAGGAGGGCGCUCUCCCCCGGCGCAGGUCCCCCCAGCGGCCCCUCAGCCUGCUCCCCUGCCUCCACAAGACUUCUGCAGUCCAAGGCUGACAGCCGAGAUAUCAUGGCCCCGGACGCAGCAAGGCCAGAAAGCCAAGCAGCCCUGCCCUGUAGGAACCCUGGGCGUGGCCACGUACGUGUGCAUGGCCCAUUUGGGCUACUGGGAUCCCAAAGGGCCUGACCUCAGCAACUGCACGUCGCCCUGGGUCAACCACAUUAUGCAGAAACUCCGUUCCGGCGAGACAGCAGCAAUCGUGGCCAGAGAGCUGGCAGAGCAGACCAAAGGUCUUCUGCGUCCUGGCGAUGUGCCAUCCACCGUGCGGGCCAUGGCCCAACUGGUGGAGCUGCUGGACGUACAGCUCAGGAACCUCACCCCCGGGGGCAAGGACAGCGCAGCCCGCAGCCUCACCAAGGCUAUGGUGGAGACGGUGAAUAAUUUGCUGCAGCCACGAGCCCAGGCGGCCUGGAGAGAACUGCCCACCAGCGGACAGCUGCACUCAGCCACUCUGCUCCUCGACACUGUGGAGACGGGAGCUUUUAUGUUAGCCGACAACCUCCUCAAGACCGACACUGUGCAGGAGACCACAGACAACAUCCACGAAGCGAGGAUUCAGGAUUCAUGCUCGUGUUCUGCUGUGAAGCACUUAGUACGAAAAGAGUACGGCAAAUGUCUGCGCACUCACUGCUGCAGCGGCAAGAGCGUGGAGACGUCAAUCUCCUCCUCCAGCAAGACCACCACCUCAAGGACCCCCGGCCGCUACUCCACAGGCUCACAGAGUCGUAUCAGGCGGAUGUGGAAUGACACUGUGAGGAAACAGGAGUCUUCCUUCAUCACUGGAGACAUCAACAGCUCCGCCACGCUCAACAGAGUCUAUAACAACCCCGCCGUGGGCAUGUACAACACCCAAGCACCGUACCGAGACACAAAGGGCAUCCUGAACAACGCAAGAGACUCCAGUGUAAUGGAUACACUCCCUCUUAAUGGUAACCAUGCCAACAACUACAGCAUGGCCAGCAGCGAGUACCUGAGCGACUGCGUCCAGAUCUUGGACCGUAGUGGCGGCUACGGCACCCACGGCAAUCAUAAGGAGACGACCCUGGAGAAGAAGAUCCUCAAGGAGCUGACCUCCAAUUACAUCCCCUCCUACCUCAACAACCAUGAGAGAGCGACCACCGAACGCAACCACAACCUGAUGAACAAGCUGGUCAACAGCAGCAUGGCCAAUGGAG